GUGAGUUGAACUUUUGUUUACAUUAACAAUUUUCUUAAUCGUGAUAAUUAAUCACUUGAUUAAUUAUCAGUUUUUAUUUUAUUUCUUAAUUGUUCCAUGUUGAUUUAUAGUUUUUCUUUCGUGUUGCAUGUAAGAAAUGACCGCAAUCGUUGAUUGAUGAUUUUGAGAAAACAAUUCAAUUACUUUGAUUGUUUUCAUUAAUUCUCUGAAUCAAAAUGACUUCUACCGAGCGUGUUGAUGGUGAUUCAGUUGAAUCUGGUACCAAGGAAUCAAUCGAUAACCGAGAUGAAGCUUCUGACUUUUUUUCCAAUUUCUUGGAACCAAAUAAUUUAAAUAAAGUCCGUUCUCAGGUUGAAAGUUUCAUCGGCUCUGAGACCGAUCAUCCAACAGUUUUAAUAACCUCUGGAGGGACAACAGUUCCUAUGGAGCAUAAUACUGUACGAUUCGUGGACAAUUUUUCAGCGGGAACAAGAGGAUCAGCUUCAGCUGAAUAUUUUCUAAGAAAAGGAUAUAAGGUCAUUUUCCUGUACCGUUUAAAAUCAUUGGAACCAUUCACAAGGCACAUAAAUAUCUGGCAACUCUUGGAAUCACUUUCCUCAUCAGAUUCUGGUUCACAAAUUGAUCCUUUAGUUUAUGACGAGUUAUCAAAGACUGUAUCAAUUUACCGAGAGAGUAAAGCUAAUAUACUGAUGAUCACAUUUACAACCCUUGCCGAGUAUCUUUAUUACCUUCGGGAAAUUUCAUUCUCAAUGCAACCAUUGGGAUCGAAAGCGGCUCUUUACCUUGCAGCCGCAGUUUCGGACUUUUACAUUCCACCAACUGACAUGGCGACCCAUAAAAUUCAGUCUAAAAAUGGUCCACUUAGUCUUGUCUUUGAAUUAGUUCCCAAAAUGUUGCGACCAUUGGUCAAGUUUUGGGUCCCUUCGGCUUUCGUUGUUUCUUUCAAGCUUGAAACUGAUGAAUCGAUAUUGUUGGACAAGGCAAGACAAGCGUUAAUCCGUUAUGGUCAUCACUUGGUCAUCGCAAAUGUAUUGCACACCCGAAAAAGUCAAGUUUUGAUCGUCUCCGAGAAAGAAUCGCAUAAAAUUACCUUGCCCAGUCCAGAGAUGGAAAUUGAAUCAAUUAUUGUGGAUCAAGUUAUUUGCAAACAUAAAACUUUCAUGGACAAUUAAUUUGAUUGUCUGUUGGUUUACAAAUCAAAUAACAUUACAAUGGUUUCAGUGCAAUUUUUUUUAAUGAUUCAUGAUCACAGUGUUGAUUGUUAUUACAAAGGAUGAUUUUAUACUUUUAUUAAUACGAAUAGUAAUAUUAAAAUAAUAUUAUAUUAACUCACAAUAA
This is a messenger RNA of Panonychus citri (citrus red mite), 1338 nucleotides long. RefSeq lists its product as uncharacterized. Gene Ontology annotation, molecular function: phosphopantothenate--cysteine ligase activity. The transcript is spliced from 7 exons. The coding region runs from base 216 to 1172 and encodes 318 amino acids. The record is from RefSeq and is a predicted model, not a curated record. Gene Ontology annotation, cellular component: nucleus; cytoplasm. Gene Ontology annotation, biological process: coenzyme A biosynthetic process. NCBI's taxonomy places the organism in Eukaryota, Metazoa, Arthropoda, Arachnida, Trombidiformes, Tetranychidae.